This is a messenger RNA of Cooperia oncophora, 420 nucleotides long. Lineage: Eukaryota; Metazoa; Nematoda; Chromadorea; Rhabditida; Trichostrongylidae. The record is from the annotation of a GenBank genome assembly.
AAGGCAUCCCCACAGACCACUGCGACUCCUUUGCCCAAGCAAGAAAAGCAAGAAGAAGUCGUCAAACAGCCACAACCUGUCAUCAAACUGAAAGUUGGUCGUCCACCGAAGGCCGCGAAAAUGGCUAUGCUAUCCGUGAACACAGCAGAACCGGUCAUUCCCACACCAACUCCACCUACAAAUGUGAUGGCUGGUGGAAACGCAACUAACACUUCUCCUUCGCGUGCAACGAAACGUGCCUACAACCGCAAAUCUGCUCCUGCGUUGACACCUCCAAAGAUUCAAAAAACUGAUAACGAGGAGAUAAUUAGCAUGUCAUCGAAGUCUGCAAAAUCUGAAGCUGAUCUAAGCAGUGAAAUCCGUCCAUCGCGUGCGCGUAAAACGCCGAAAUGGCUUGAAGACAGCGCCUUCCUCGUUUAA